AUGGACGACGCCAUUCCACUGCUAGACACGCCGAAAAGGAAAUCAAUCCAGUCGCGAGCAGAUGCGCUUCGAACCGCUCUCAAGGACUUUGAACGGAGUUUUGCGGCCAAGAACGAUGGCCGGAAGCCCAGUAAAGAGGACAUCAAGACCGAUGCGGUUGUUGCAGCAAAAUACAAAGAGUACAACAAGGUGCGGGACGUCUUAGCAGGCAGGCUCAGUCUCGAUGUACUCCAUGCUCCUCAAACUCGACGGAGACAUGAGCAUACCCGGACAGACAGUGCGAUCAGCCUAACGCCCAAUCGACCACGGCAUAUCGUCAACACUCCCUCAAAAGCGCGCCUGCAUCCGAACGACAUCGAUCCAUAUGACGCACCUUCGUCGAUUUCGCCAAAGGUCAUCCCCAGCGCAAUUGGACCGACACCGCGGCGAGAUGGAACCGUGCUAGGAAUAUUCGAUUUGCUUCCGAGGUCCGGGUCAGCAAGAACUGCUACCUCUCAAGAGACCCCUUCGAGUAGAAAGAGGAAGAUUGACUGGCUGUUUGAUACCCAGGAUGGAGACAAAGGGUUGAACGUCGCGAUUGCACAAACACCGAGUCAAAGGCGGAGCAAACAGGCAGAGAAUGGGCCUGGAUCUAUGUUGACUAUCACUCCACGGUCACAUGUCUUGAAUACAGGAAGAAGACAGCAUUCCAAGACGCCAGCGAGUGAAGGCAAGAAGUUCAUGCUCAACCACUUUUUCGCGACGCCGAGUGCCAUCCGAUUCGCCACUAUGAUCGACGCAGAUGAUGCCGAUGUCCAUGCCAAAUCUCCAGCCCAAAGCAGCAAAACUCCGUUGCGGGAUAUCGUUCUGGGGCGAUCACCAUCAAAGGAUGACGGAGCAGUAGUUACAAUGGAUGCCACCCCGCCCUACUUGAAGCGAUCCUUCUCAUUUAAAGAGAGACUGCUAUCCGCCUCUGCAGGCUCCACUACUGUGUCGUCGUCGUGGAAGAACGCCACUAGCCCGACCUUGCGCAGGGCAGGCCCACGGACGCUUCGACAUGCCAAGUUCGGCCCGAAGCCGCUCAGCCAGAUGAUUGCAGACCUCCAGAGCCAAAGCGCCGAAGUGAGAGAUGAACAUGACGACGAUCUCGACGCUUUGCGUGAGAUGGAAUCGACUAAGCUCAAUAUCCUCGUCGGCGAUAGUCAAGUGGAGGAAACCCCCACCGAGGUUGAUCACGGCCCCUCGGCAGAGCCAGUCAGGACAUGGACGAAGAAGGGACAGAAGAGAACAACAAGACGUGUGAUCAUGAGACCUGUGAGAAUGAAGCCUGCUGAACUACCCAAAUUUGUUGCUGCAGAGGAAGACGACGACGACGAGUUAGCGUUGGAUAAUCAGUGUGAUGACGAGGACGAUGUCAAUGACACGUCACGUAUGGAAGAAACCCAGAUUGACUCAGCUAUUGGCCCUGAACCAGAAUCUGAUGUAGACUCUGAACUUGACUACCUCAUCGCGCAGGCAGAGCGAGACGGCGAUGAAGAUGAGUUUUUCCCGGAGAACGAGCAGUGUACGACCUCGCCGAGAAAAGGCGCGGGUGCGAAAAAGAAAGCGAGUGCAACAUCAAGACAACCUCAACUCGAGUCCGAUAUCUCGGGAAAGAGAAUAUCGAAAACCUCUUCAAGGCACAAGGGCAAGAAGGCCGCCCUAGGAACCGAGGGAGACGAAGUCGCCAUGAGGACAAUCAAUCCCAAUGCCCACAGUCACAUGAACUUCCGUAGUCUGAAGAUCAAGAACAAGAACUCAAAGGCAAAAGGACGUGGGCGGUAUGGGAGGGGGAGGAGAUGA
This is a messenger RNA of Capronia epimyces CBS 606.96, 1821 nucleotides long. RefSeq lists its product as uncharacterized. The transcript has a single exon. The record is from RefSeq and is a predicted model, not a curated record. Gene Ontology annotation, cellular component: DNA replication preinitiation complex. NCBI's taxonomy places the organism in Eukaryota, Fungi, Ascomycota, Eurotiomycetes, Chaetothyriales, Herpotrichiellaceae. Gene Ontology annotation, biological process: DNA replication initiation; mitotic DNA replication preinitiation complex assembly; DNA replication. Gene Ontology annotation, molecular function: single-stranded DNA binding; DNA replication origin binding. The coding region runs from base 1 to 1821 and encodes 606 amino acids.